AGAGAGAGAAAGUGCAGUCAUUGUUGAAUCGAAUCAAAACCCGGAUUCAAUUUGGAUCGCUUGUCUGGCAACACACACGAGAGAGAGAUACCUUUUUUCUCGAAGAAACUUUUACACGGGUCAAAUUCCGAGCCAGAACUCCCGAAACCAUGCCGUCUCGCAGAAGAGCUCUCCUCAAGGUCAUCAUCCUCGGCGAUAGCGGGGUCGGCAAGACCUCAUUGAUGAACCAAUAUGUAAACAAGAAGUUUAGCAACCAGUACAAGGCUACGAUUGGGGCAGAUUUCUUGACAAAGGAAGUGCAGUUUGAGGAUCGGCUUUUCACUUUGCAGAUAUGGGAUACUGCUGGCCAAGAAAGAUUUCAAAGUCUUGGAGUUGCUUUCUAUCGUGGUGCUGAUUGCUGUGUGCUUGUCUAUGACGUCAAUGUCAUGAAAUCAUUUGAUAAUCUUAAUAACUGGAGGGAAGAGUUUUUGAUUCAGGCUAGCCCUUCAGAUCCUGAAAAUUUCCCAUUUGUGGUAAUCGGGAACAAGACUGAUGUGGAUGGUGGAAAUAGUAGAGUGGUAUCUGAGAAAAAGGCCCGGGCUUGGUGUGCCUCAAAAGGGAAUAUUCCUUACUUUGAGACUUCUGCCAAGGAAGGCACCAAUGUUGAAGAAGCUUUUCAAGUUAUUGCAAAGAAUGCCUUGAAGACUGGAGAAGAGGAAGAAAUAUACCUGCCGGACACAAUUGAUGUUGGUAACAGCGCCCAACAAAGGUCAACUGGAUGCGAAUGUUGAUUGAGUACUACUAUAAUUUAGAAGUUCCCGGGAUGCACCAAGAACUCUUCAUUCUUAUGUUUUUUGUGUUGCACUAAGUUCAUGCGUGUAUACUAGUGUUUGUAUUGUGGAGCAAUUUCAUUUUGUUAUUUGCUGAGCUUGGACUUGGGUUUCUUUCAAUGUGUACUGCUCUGAUUUGGCAGAGUUGGAUAGAACUUUCAGUGAAUUGAAUUGAUUGCAGUUUCUGUGUAAAA
This is a messenger RNA of Salvia hispanica, 1003 nucleotides long. Its product is annotated as ras-related protein Rab7. Gene Ontology annotation, molecular function: GTPase activity; GTP binding. The record is from RefSeq and is a predicted model, not a curated record. Gene Ontology annotation, cellular component: vacuolar membrane. NCBI's taxonomy places the organism in Eukaryota, Viridiplantae, Streptophyta, Magnoliopsida, Lamiales, Lamiaceae.